This is a messenger RNA of Cuculus canorus (common cuckoo), 1727 nucleotides long. RefSeq names its product actin related protein 2/3 complex subunit 5 (gene ARPC5). Gene Ontology annotation, cellular component: actin cytoskeleton; Arp2/3 protein complex; cytoplasm. The coding region runs from base 45 to 500 and encodes 151 amino acids. Gene Ontology annotation, molecular function: actin filament binding. The record is from RefSeq and is a predicted model, not a curated record. Gene Ontology annotation, biological process: regulation of actin filament polymerization; Arp2/3 complex-mediated actin nucleation; cell migration. NCBI's taxonomy places the organism in Eukaryota, Metazoa, Chordata, Aves, Cuculiformes, Cuculidae. The transcript is spliced from 4 exons.
GCCCCCUUCUCCGCCGCGCCCCGCCCCCACGGCAGGCGGCGGCCAUGGCGAAGCACGCGGGGGCUUCAGCGCGGUUCCGGCGAGUGGAUGUGGAUGAGUACGACGAGAACAAGUUCGUGGACGAGGAGGAAGGGGGAGACGGGCAGGCGGGGCCCGAUGAGGGAGAGGUCGAUUCGUGCCUGCGACAAGGGAACAUGAUGGCUGCACUCCAGGCGGCUCUGAAGAACCCUCCUAUCAACACAAAGAACCAGGCAGUGAAGGAUCGCGCAGAAAGUAUUGUCCUGAAGGUCCUCAUCUCUUUCAAAGCCAACGACAUUGAGAAGGCGGUGCAGUCACUGGACAAGAACGGUGUCGACCUGCUGAUGAAAUACAUCUACAAAGGCUUUGAAAGUCCCUCGGAUAACAGCAGUGCUGUGCUGCUCCAGUGGCACGAGAAGGCCCUGGCUGCUGGCGGAGUAGGGUCCAUCGUCCGCGUUUUGACUGCCAGGAAGACGGUUUAAAUCCAGCAGCGAGUGGUUGUCUGCCAUCCACGGCGUGGGAAAUGCUGGUACAAAACCUGACCGACCAAAUGCCAUCGCUGUCCCGCGGGCAGCACCUGUCUCUCGAGCUUGCCUUCUUCCUGCUUCUUGCAUACCUGACAAAUAACGCAUAUCGUGAUCUCUCUUUUUUUUUUUUGUUAAAUUCUGGAGAAUUAUGAAGGUGCAAUUUUAUUUCUAACAGGAAUAUUUGGUACUCGCGAACAUUUCAGUGACAUGUAUAGCAACAUACACGACUUUGUGUUUAGGGUGUAUAAUUAGUAUUAUAAUAAGCAUUUGUGUAUAAUUAUCACAAAUUUGGACCUGACUUUCCAAGCAAAUGCUGAGGGACGUAGGGGAACAUCUUAAUUCUUUUUGCUAGCCAAACAGUGUUUUGAUGCAAGAUCUGUCUUUGCAAAGCGGGGCAGCUAUUAAUGCACAUAACUGGACCACGUUUCCUUUGGUCAGCCUCAACCCACACCCGUGAAUUGGACACAAAGCAAGGGCUCCCUUCCAACUUCGAUUAUCAUUCCAGACUAUUUUCCUUAAACUCACACCUCGCGGCCUGUUCCGGUUCCUUGUGAGCAGUCAAAUGCAGGGCCCGCAGUGGGAAAGUCACAACGGGAUGAAGUUGUCCGUCAUGCAGUUUGGAUGGUAGAAUUAAAAAGGUUGAUGGUCCAUUUAUGCCGGAGCCCAGCGCAGUGAACUCUUUUUAUUUUGAGGAGCAAAGACCCUGCAAGGAAGAAGAAAAAGCAGCUUUCACACACCAAAUCAUCUUUCAGCAACUUGAAAGUGAUUUGAUUUUGUCAACCACAACAAAGUGGCUGCCUGGGGUAACCUGGGAGGUGCACACUGGUGUCCACACCAGCCUUGCAAAGCUCCCCUGUUUUGUUUUCUAGAUGUACAGGGUCUUAAGAGGAUACCAGACAGUCGCACCGUGCCACAGUGUGUUAGCUAGUGGGCAAAUCGGCUUCCAAAAUAAAGAGGAGUAUUUUAAAAAGAAUUAAGAAAGCCCAGGGCAUCCCAGGCCACAGAUCAUUGUUGAAGGUUUAGGGCCAGGACUGAAAUAGAUGUGGUUUACAUUCACCAUUUUACUGCGGUUCAGUUGUGUAAAACUGUUGGGGAACUCGUGAAAUCUUUGCUGUUUUUUGAUAUCCGCUUUUUUUUGUAAUAAUAAUCCAGACCAGACAAUAAAUUGUCACUGAAUAUUUA